Molecule: messenger RNA, 6702 nt
Organism: Rhinolophus ferrumequinum (greater horseshoe bat)
Lineage: Eukaryota; Metazoa; Chordata; Mammalia; Chiroptera; Rhinolophidae
Gene: ZBTB7A
Product: zinc finger and BTB domain containing 7A
Exons: 3
Coding region: 468-2237 (589 amino acids)
Biological process (GO): regulation of transcription by RNA polymerase II
Molecular function (GO): DNA-binding transcription factor activity, RNA polymerase II-specific; RNA polymerase II cis-regulatory region sequence-specific DNA binding; protein binding
Source: RefSeq, a predicted model, not a curated record
GCCGGGGGCCGGUGGCGGUCCCCAGCUUCCGGCUGUGCGGCCCGCGGGCCGGCCCCCUCCCCGCCCCGGGGCCCCUCCCCGCCUGGUUGUGUAACCGUCCCCAGCCCCCCCUCUCCGUGGCCCCCUGCCCGGGGGGGGGGUCACCCUCCGGGUGCUCCCCGGGAAGGGCGGCGGCCGGGACGGCCUCGCAGCACAGGCGAGCCCGGGGAUGCACGGCCUAGUGCAGGCCGGGCCCGGGCGUGGGGGAGGCGGGCGGGCGGACCCAGAUCCGGGGUAAUUUGCAUCGCCCUCCCCCCAGCCCGGGUGGGGAUUGGCCGCCGGCGGCGGGGGGUGGCGCGGGGCCAGGCUCACUGCCGCCUCCCGGCCCCUCGGAGGGAGCCAGCCCAGCCGCAGCCGCCGCCGCCACCGCCGCCGCCGGGGCUGGGCCCCCUCGCCGCUGCCCCGGGAAGGAGGUCUCGGCGCGGAAGAUGGCCGGCGGCGUGGACGGCCCCAUCGGGAUCCCGUUCCCUGACCACAGCAGUGACAUCCUGAGUGGGCUCAAUGAGCAGCGGACGCAAGGCCUGCUGUGCGACGUGGUGAUCCUGGUGGAGGGCCGUGAGUUCCCCACGCACCGCUCGGUGCUGGCGGCCUGCAGCCAGUACUUCAAGAAGCUGUUCACGUCGGGCGCCGUGGUGGACCAGCAGAACGUGUACGAGAUCGACUUCGUCAGCGCCGAGGCGCUCACAGCCCUCAUGGACUUCGCCUACACAGCCACACUCACCGUCAGCACGGCCAACGUGGGCGACAUCCUCAGUGCCGCCCGUCUGCUUGAGAUCCCUGCCGUGAGCCACGUCUGCGCCGACCUCCUUGACCGGCAGAUCCUGGCAGCCGACGCGGGCGCCGAUGCCGGGCAGCUGGACCUCGUAGAUCAAAUUGAUCAGCGAAACCUUCUCCGCGCCAAGGAGUACCUCGAAUUCUUCCAGAGCAACCCCAUGAAUAGCCUGCCCCCCGCGGCGGCCGCCGCUGCUGCCGCCAAUUUCCCGUGGUCCGCCUUUGGCACAUCUGAAGAAGACCUGGACGCCACCAAGGAGGCAGUGGCUGCUGCUGUGGCUGCCGUGGCCGCAGGCGACUGCAAUGGCUUGGACUUCUAUGGGCCAGGCCCUCCGGCUGAGCGGCCCUCAGCUGGGGAUGGGGACGAGGGCGACAGCAACCCGGGCCUGUGGCCAGAGCGGGACGAGGAUGCCCCUGCCGGGGGCCUCUUUCCAACCCCUGUGGCCUCAUCGGCUGCCACCACACAGAAUGGCCACUAUGGCCGGGGUGGGGAGGAGGAGGUGGCCUCACUGUCAGAGGCGGCCCCGGAGCCAGGCGACUCUCCGGGCUUCCUGUCAGGCACGGCCGAGGGUGAGGACGCGGACGGCACUGAUGCCGAUGGGCUGGCAGCCAGCACGCUGCUCCAACAGAUGAUGUCGUCAGUGGGCCGGGCAGGGGCAGCGGCAGCGGGGGACAGCGACGAGGAGUCGCGGGCGGACGACAAGGGCGUCGUGGACUACUACCUGAAGUACUUCAGCAGCACCCAUGACGGCGACUUCUACCCGGCCUGGUCACAGAAGGUGGAGAAGAAGAUCCGGGCCAAGGCCUUCCAGAAGUGUCCCAUCUGCGAGAAGGUCAUUCAGGGCGCUGGCAAGCUACCGCGGCACAUCCGGACCCAUACUGGCGAGAAGCCCUACGAAUGCAACAUCUGCAAGGUCCGAUUCACCAGGCAGGACAAGCUCAAGGUGCACAUGAGGAAGCACACAGGUGAGAAGCCGUACCUGUGCCAGCAGUGCGGGGCGGCCUUCGCCCAUAACUACGACCUGAAAAACCACAUGCGUGUGCACACUGGCCUGCGGCCCUACCAGUGCGACAGCUGCUGCAAGACCUUCGUCCGCUCUGACCACCUGCACAGACACCUCAAGAAGGACGGCUGCAACGGCGUCCCCUCGCGCCGUGGCCGCAAGCCCCGUGUCCGGGGCGGGGGGCUCGGGGGACCUGACCCCAGCCCCGGGGCCACUGCGCCGCCCUGCACCCCGGCCCCACCCGGCUCCCCAGAGGCCCGGCGUAAUGGCCAGGAGAAGCACUUUAAGGACGAGGACGAGGACGAGGAGGAGACCAGCCCCGAUGGCCUGAGCAGGUUGAAUGUAGCGGGUGCUGGCGGAGGGGGUGGCGAUGGGGCCACUGGGGCCCCCGCUGACGGCAGCUUCGCGGCCGGACUCGCCUGAAAACCAAAAAGAGAAAACAGAAACCCGAGAGAAAGAGAGAGAAAAAAUCACCCACCACCCCCCAAAAAACACAAAAAAAAGAAAAUCUAUCUAUAUACAGAUAUCUAUAUCGAUAUAUAUAUAUACAGAUAUAUAUAUAUAUAUAUAUAUAUAUGAAGUGUCACAGAAUCUAGGAUAGUGCUUUUCUCAGAUUUUUCUCUUUCAUGAUGUUCUCUCCCUCCACAGGGACACUUGCAACGCCCCCGCCCAGCUCCCCUUCCCGCACCCCAUUGAUGGGUUUCGGGGCCUUGUUUGGGGUUUUUGUGGGACACAAGGAUUCUGAGCCCCCCCCAGGUGACCCCGGCAUGGGGUCUGGGGUCCCAUCCAAGGCCUGGUCAGGGCCCCAGACCCCAGGCAGGGGUGAGGGCGGCUGAGGGGGACUCGGGACUGGGGUGGGCUUUAGUUUUCCUCCCCUCGCUGGUUUCUAUGAGUCUUUUAGAUAAGACCUUAAAUGAUUUCUGUCCACCGUGAGUGGACAUUAAAAUGGCCCCCAUCCCCACCCCCACCCUCCUUCCUCAGGGCACUUAUUAAGUGGGGGUCUCCCCACUCGAUCUCCCCAAUGGCCUCCCACCUCCCAUCCCUGCCUGUGGUCCCUGUAUCUCCUGGCCAUUGCUACACAAAUCUGUUUAUUUCCAGGUGUGGAGAAAGGGGAGAAGACAGGGGAACAGGGGGACCAGGAUGAUUCCCAGGGGUUCCCUCCGCUUCCUUCAUGGCACUUAAACAACCUGGCGGGGCACCCAAGGGCCACUGCUCAGAGCACCCCCGCCACUCCAGUCUGUGUCCCUUGACUCAGGCCACCCAGACCCCUAUGAGACAUUUGGAGAUCCAAAACUUGUCUUCACCCUCUCUCUUCACCUCUCCCCUUAGCCCUGUCCCAAUUUUUUAAAGCACUUUUUAGAUUGUUUUUCCCUCCUUAAAAACAAAAAAAAUAUAUAUAUUUAUAUAUAUAUAUAUAUAUAUAUAUAUAUAUACACAGAAAAUAUUUUUCCUCAGAGGAGCAGACAAUAGUGUGGGGUGAAAUGGCCAAGGGCAGAGGGAACCCAGGGUCUCAUGGUGGCAGGGAUGAGGGGGAGAGGAGUCCAGAAGUUCCAGUGUCACAAAAGCAAUAAAAACAAGAUUUUACAAAACGAAAGGAAAAAAAAAAAGACAACCAACCACAAAUAGAAGUCUUGGCACUUUGUAACAGAACGGGUACUAUACUUUAUCUUAAUUUAAAAACAUGUUUACAAGUUGCAACUUCUAUGAAAAGUCGAAAAGACAAAAAAAAAUAAAAGAGCGAGAGAGCGAGCGAGAGCGAGCGAGAGAGAGAGAGCAAAAAGAAAUUCCUAAAAGCCGAUUUAUUUUUGUACAAAAUAAUAAAAAAAAAAACCCACCACCAGACGUAGAAUCCACUUCUGUUCCCGGAGGUGAGAAGGGGGUCAGGAAGGCCACGGGUGAGGGCAGGGUCUUCUGAGGGAAUUUGUGCUUCACCACUGGGGCUUUGCCUGGCAGGCAGGACUGUGGGAUUUUUGUGUUUCUGCCAUGUCCCCCACUCCCAUUCUGUCCCUUUUUUAAUUCUGAUUUAGAGAUGUCUCAUCACCCACUAGCCAUACAAUGGCCACCCAUGUCUGUGGGGACCCUCUUUACUGACUCCCCAGCUCAGGGAUGGGCCCAAGAGAGGGCUGGCCUUCCAACCAGCCAGAGCAAUCCAGUCCCCCCAACCUGGUCCCCUAUCCUGUCACCCCACCCUUGCCCAUUUCAGGGCUUCCCGCCCUCCAACAUGGCCGCCCUUCCUUGUGGCCACUGAGGAGCUGCCAUCUUGGAUAUGCCAUCCCUGUUGAGGUGGGUGACAGGGGUCCCCACCUCGAGGGCCUUACACCCCCCAGGCACCCCUCUUUUUACUCAAAGGCACUGACUGUCAUCUGGGGGCUUGCACCAGCCUCCCCCAGCCUCUGGCUCCCCAAAGGCCCAGUGUUGACCGAGCCACAGGCCACGGACAGGCCAGGGCAGGGGAGACCAUGUUGCCAGAGGCCAGGGCACCCUCACCCCAACUCCCUCUUGCAUAUGCAAUGCCUAGUGUGGGACCCUGUAUAUAAACACUGCUGAGCUGAGUUCCUUCCUAGUCAUAGCCCGAGGUAGGGGGUGCCCCUGCUCCCCCGUCCUGCUGCUGGCCCAUCUCCUGGUACCCCUUUGCUCUGUGACAAACCCCGUCUUCUCAUCUUUUUCAUUUUCUUUUUUUUAAAGGGAAACUUUUUCAGAAGGCAACUUUUAUCAUUGUUUCUAUAGGAUAGUUUUCAUCUCCUCCUGGUUCCCCCCCAGCCCGUCAGCCCCCCAAAUGUCUCAGGACACCCCCUCCUGAGGGGGGUGGCAGGGGAGCCCAGGGCCGGGUGGCCUCGUUCACACCCCAGAGUCACGUGGCGAGCUCUUUCAGAGAACCACCUGUGGAGGCCCAGCAGAGAGUUCGAGCAUCCAGGCCAGGGACCCCCACCCCUCACCCCGCCCCAGCUUCCAGAGAGGUUCCCCGAGGGGACAACCUUCUCUCUCUCCCCACACACCUCCUUGCAAUAAAACCAACUGAAAAAUUACAGCUGUCGUCCUGGCCAGUAGGGGCGACUGGACUUGGGGGAAUUGAGGCCUCUGGGACUAUGGCGGGGGUAAGGGCUGAACCUCGCCGAGCACACUUUAACACAAAGCUCCUUGGGAAUUGCACUAAACCCCUGCCCCAGCUCUGCGCCCAGCUUUCGCCAGCCCUGCCCACCCACUCCGCCUUAACCCCUCUUCUGCCCGCCAGCCUGUCCCGGGGGCCACAGCGUUUGCAUGGGCCCAGAGCCGGGACCCCCGCCCACCCAGCCCAGCACCCCCAACUCCGCGCAGUCACAUACUGUAUAUAGACGUGGAUCAAUUUUAUUUUUAUUCUUUAAAUUAAGGUCGUGAUAAAGUGUUGCCAAAGAUACUGCUGAAUUCUCGCGUUUCAGGAAACAAAAAAUAUUUGAGGGGGAACGUGCUGACUGGUUGGAAAGGACACAGCAAAAAGAUUUUUUGUUUGGUUGUUUGGGUUUUUUUUUUGUGUUUUCUUUUUUGGGGUGUUUUUUUUUUUAACUGCCUGGUACAAAAAAAAAAAAAAAACAAGAAAAAAGACAAAGCGAAAUUGUUAUUUCCAUCAUCUUGGUGAAGUUGCGUGGAUGUGUGUAUGCGUGUGUGCGCGAGAGUGAGGUCCAGGCUGGGGACUUCAGGGAGGGGCUCUGGGCCGGGGGCAGUGGGCCUGGCAGGGUGGGGGGGCGUGGAGCCCCCACCUGGAGUGGUCUCCAGCCUUGGGGACUGGGAGAGAGAGAUUAACACCCUUGCUGCUGCUCCCUGCCUAGCCCCCCACCCCAACCCCAACCCCGCCUUUUGAGAUUAAGAGAAAAAAAAAAAGGCAAAAAAAAAAAAAUUAAAAACCAGUGAAUGUAAAGUGCCGGACCAGGCCCAGCCUGGCACGGUGUGGGUCUGUGCCCAGCUGGGCUCCAGUGGGCCAUACCAAAGUCUGCCCCCUCGGGUGGCCCGCCCAGGAGACCCUAUGUGGCCAUCCCGUCGUCACCCUGUUUAUACAGGGCUGUCCCUUUGCUUCCUUUUGAGGGGGGUCUUGGGUGGAGGGGAGUGUCCCCCAGCCCCCUCCCGGGUCUUCUGGGGAGUCUGCACUACUGAGACCCAUCUGCCGUGACAGGAGUGGCCACGUUGCACAUGGGCCAGGGCCCCCCUAGGACCGAGGCCAUCCAGGCAGCCAGGAUUGUAGGAGGCGAGACAGAGUGAAAGGAAAAAAAAAAAUUAAAAACCAACAAAAAAAGCAAAAAUCCUAUUUUUUGAGAAAGAAAGAUAUUUAUAUUUGCAGUUUUAUUUUAAAAAGUUAUUUAAGCUGAGGAAGCAGCCUUCCUGAAAUGGGGGUGUUGGCUGGUGCAGGACGGGUCAGGGCCUGGGGGCUCGAGCGCCCAGGAGUCAUAACCUCAGAGUUAAGACUAGCUCGCACUAAAUAUAUAGAUUUACAUGGGGGUUGGGAGCAGGGCUAGGAGAUGAGGGGGCUGGGGAGACCCCCAUCUCACGGCCGGGGUUGCCUGGAGGCCACGGCCAGGGGUCCUGAUGCCCAGAUGCCCCCCAACUCCUCCCAGGCCCAGACACAAGGUGCCUUGGACUUUGGGGGGCCAGGUCUGGUGAAUGGGGGGUCAGGGGCGGUGCCCCGGGGGCACAGAGCACAGACAUUCCAUAGACUGUAUUUGAGAGUCUUUAUAAAAUGUGGGAGAUUUAAAAAAGUCAAUUGAUAAAAAUGCACUUUUUGGGGGUGGGGGGAGAAGCUUUAAAAGUAAUAAAAACAAAAGCAAAAAGACGAAAGAUGAUGAAAAACCGGACAAAAAAAUCAUUUUUCUUGUACAUAAAAAACCACUAAACGCAGCCUGUUACGACCGCUGCCGCCUCA